UUGAGAGAGAAAGUAAAGUAAACUUGCCUAUCGGCGGUAGUGUUUUUGAUCAUGUAUUUUUUUAAAUCAUCGUAUUUUUCCUGAAUUUGUGUGUUAUUUCGAAUUGACAUAGUUUCCUAGUUUAUGUUAUAUCCACCGUAGUAUUUGGCCGCUAAUUUUCGUGUUAAUUUUAAUCUUCUCAGUGUUGUUUACAAUCAGAACUGGAUGAAUAUAAUUUUACAGAACAUGUCACUGAAAAUGAAAUUUUUAGUCAUUUGGAGGAACAAAAAACUAUCGUUUCCCUGAACUGUCGUUUCGAUUAGCUCUAUUUGUCCAGCACAUGUAGAAUGAAGGAGCCGUUUACCGUCUGCGACAUUCGAACAAUCUUAUCGCAAUUCAGGAAUGAAAACAGCAAUCAUGGAUAUUGAUCCGAUGUACCUUUCUUUUUCUGUGCCAAAUGGCGUUCCUCAGGAAUCCAAGCUAGCAACGUACAUGAAACAGAGACAGCCUGAGAGAGUCCCUCAAUUGACCACCGUAACCUCUCCUGUCUCCAAAAGGAUAAACCCAAUCAAUGGUGUUGACCAGCUCUCUAGCUCGUUGCGCAAGAUGGGCGUCCAGUCUGCAGAGUUCGUUCCACGGCCGAAUUUAAGUUCAACGUAUUCCAAUUCUGUCUCACCGACGCAUCGCCAAGCUUCGACUCCUUCUCCUACCUCGCUUGUUACACAAGCUCCUGCUUUUGAAAAGAACCUUCAAACAUAUCAAGAAAAUGUUGGAGGUACAACGUAUUUCUAUCCGCAGACAGUGCCGAGUGAAGAACCUCCGAGCGCUGUUGUGGAUGAAGUGUCGACAAGCUCAAACGCGAGUGGAGUUACGGUGUAUCCAGGAACACCGUCACACUUGCGCAAUAAGAACAAUCCCCCUCCAACGGAUCCUGCGGCCUCUUACUUUGUUAAUAAUAGUCUUCGCCUGGAAAUUCAGUACAAGAAUUCACUCGUCCUAGCACAAGCUGAUCCUGAACAGUUCCCCGAUCUGCCAUCUGAGGUUGAUAACUAUCACGAAUUGGUACCGCUAGAACCUCCUCGUCCCCUCCACAAACAAUCAAUGUUAGGUUAUCAAGCAACCUCCUACAAAGCGACCCACAUCAAAACAGGAAUUAGGUACUGCUUAAGGAGGAUUCAUGAUUAUCGUUUGCCAAGCACAAAAUGUACAAUUCUUGUUGAUAUGUGGAAGAAACUAUCACAUUCCAAUAUUGUUCAGCUCAAGGAGGUGUUUACGACAAAAGCGUUUGGAGAUCAUUCGAUUUUGUUCGUUUACGACUACCACCCUGACUCGGAGACUUUCCAAACUCGCUACUUCUCUCAAGCUGAACCCAUGAACGGGUUUAAUGAUUUAUUUUCGUCCAAUUCGCACCAACCUAGGCCCUACAGCCACAUGAAAAAUGCUCUUUUGCGUCAGCAACAGAGUAUGAUUCCUGAGAGCACAAUUUGGAACUAUGUGAUACAAUUGACCGGAGCACUGCGGGUCAUCCACUCAGCAGGCCUUGCAUUUAGGACACUGGACGCCACCAAAGUUAUCUUGAAUGGUCGCUCUAGGAUACGCUUAUCUUUUUGUGCGAUUACGGAUGUCCUCUCUUUCGACCCAAAUGCCUCCAACCCUCUAGCUUUAAUACCACAUCUGCAACAAGAAGAUUUGACACAACUUGGCAAGUUGAUUUUGGCUUUGGUGCACAAGUCUCUAUUUGCCGUGCAGGCCGAAAACUUACAGACUUCUUUAGAUUUGAUGGCCCGCUCAUACUCUGCUGAUUUAAGACAUCUUGUUACGUAUUUAUUAUCAUCGCAAAGGCGAACUGUGGUUGAUCUGAUGCCCAUGAUCGGAGCUCGGUUCUACUCCCAGUUGGAUGCCACCCAAAUCCAUUGUGAUUAUCUUGAAAAUGAGCUAGCCAAGGAGAUCGAGAAUGGAAGACUGUUCCGCCUCCUUGUGAAGUUAUCAACCAUCAAUGAAAGACCAGAACUGAACAUGGACCCAGCAUGGUCCGAAACAGGUGAUAGAUACAUGGUCAAGUUGUUGCGAGACUAUCUAUUCCACCAGGUCACGGAAGACGGAAGACCGUGGCUGGACAUGGCUCACAUUGUCCACUGCUUAAACAAGCUCGAUGCUGGAACUCAAGAAAGGAUAUGUUUAAUGUCCCGUGAUGAACAAAGUAUUUUAGUUGUAUCCUAUGCUGAACUCAAGCAAUGCGUAGAGCAAUCCUUCUCCGAGCUAGUCAACGCAGCAUCAGUUGUGCCAGCCAAAGCCGAAUAACUGCUCCUCUGUAUGACAAACUCCGUUUAAAUCUUGAUAUCAUUCCUGUAGUUCUUUACGUCACCGUGAGUUCAAUCCACUCCCUCUUCAAAUCCGUAGGUCACUGUAUCCAAUCAUCGCUGCUCUCAUCUCCAGAUUAACUUUGAUCCCUUCGAAUUAUCGUUUUCUUUUUCCAAUUAUUAUUAUUGUUUGAGCAUCAUUCUCAGGACGUUUAGGAUAAAAUACUGGCUUGUUUCAGGGUGGUAGUUCCUAAGCAGUUUUCAAAUCAAGCACGAACGCAUUUGAGUUUGAAUGACAGGAUGUGAAUUAAGUUAUUGCGACUUCCUUUUCAGAUGACUUGUGUUUCAAGCAAAGUAUCCACUAAUUAUCUGUCAGGGUCUAAUUAAUUUUAUUCUUUGCAUUGAGAACUGAGAAAUGCGCUUGCUGAAAAUUUGCCAUCUUUUUUUAUUUAUAUAAAUUUAGAGAAAUCUGCUAACAUAAAAAUUGAACUCCAAAAUUUCUCAUCAACGAGAGAAAAAAAUCAGUUUACAUUUCCAUAGAUUCAAUGCAGUUUGAUAGGUUGCAAUGUAACUUCCUUGCUUGUUCGUUACGAUUGACUUGAUUUUGAAUGAUGAUAAGUUGCCGAAAGAUCACUGUGUUAUUGAUGAUAAAUAGUUAUGUUAACAUGACUGCAUGAAACUAAACCUGCAAAAGGUACCAUAGUCAGAAAAUUAUUUUAAACCAAGUAGAGGCAUCUCGAGUUAACCUCAAAAUUCAUAGAUCAUGUCAGGACUUAUCUGGAUUAAAUUUCUUUGCUGCUGACCACAACUCAAAAUCCGAGGAGAAGGUAUUGUGUUCUUGAGACUCGUGUGGAAUCACAUAGCAAGGUAGAGUGUGUAAGUUGGAGCAUUCUUUUGGCUGUCAUUGUCUUUCCGCAGGCCUCAGCAAAAUCUGCAUGUUUGGGUUCUUCCAUUUUAGGAUAUCUAUUUUCAUACAGUUAUUAUUUUUUUUUUUUUUUGCCAGUGUUUGCUAGAAUCCAGUUUGAAACUGAAAUUCUCUAUAUAGUGGAAAAAACUUAUGCUAGUAAAAUUUCUCUCAAAGAGAUAUGCUGUUUUUGUAAGAGGAGCUUUUCCUUAAAAAUUAAAAGUUAACUCCGGUUUUGACGUACAGCCUUAGUUCCGUAACUAAUAAAAUCCAUCAUAAUUCUUCCAGUUGUCGUUUCACAGUCUAUUGUUUUUCAUUCGAUUGAAAAUGAAAAUGAAAAUAACUUUUCAAAAAGCAUAUGUGCGUUUUUUCGAUCAUGAAGUAAAUUCAAAGAUAUUGUUACGUAAAUUUGUUUGUUUCCCUCACAAGAACUUAACUUUAGCCAAAAACUCUGAACUGACAUAAUGUAGAUUUUUCAGGUUUAGGAUUUAGAGGCGUCAAGUGUUGUAUCUAGGUAUUACACUUGUGUUAAAAGAAAAAGACAUCCCUCCAAACAAGUGAUAAUUUCCAGAGCAUUUUAAUAAUUCUGCAUCAAUUAUUCUCAAGUUAUUAAUUUACUGAAGUUGAGUCUUUUUUUUUUAAAUUUGUAUUUAUUUUCAUGAUAGUGAUUUCCUACCAAAAAUGGACAAAAACAUGCAUAAACUUUCUAAUUUGAAUUUUGAGAAUGAAAUUCCUGUUGUGAAAGAAAACCUGAUCUGUUUGUUCCCCCUCUUCUGUUCAGGGUCAAUUUCCUAUCUAUUUUUGUGCAACAACAAUGUAAGUACGUAUAAGAAGGCAAGGAAUUAUACUUUAUUGUUUGUGUUGAUCGGUCGCAGAAUUUUUCAGCAAUUGUCCAAAAUUGGUGGAAAAUUUUAAAUAUUUUUCAGGCCCCAGUUUUUAAAAUAAUCAUAUCGUUGAGCUUUCUAUUUUGGUGAUUUAAUGGUCAAAGUUCCACCAGGGCAAUAUGUGGAAUAAGGCCCAAUUCUAAAGUUUUAAAUAAAAAGUCAAUCUCCCAAGAUUUUAAUUUAAUCAUUUUAAUUUUUAAUCAUCGUUGUUACUCUUUUUUGUUGUGAAAAAUAGUUGCCUAAUAGUAAAUUGCAGUCAAUCAUUUGUUUUUUAUCAGAUCGUAGAAUAUUGUUUUAAAGAUUCUCGGAUCAAUUUAUUUUGAGUGCAUUUGGUAUUUCUGCCCUCAACUGUUGAGAAAAGGAAAUCUAUUAAUUUCCAAUCAUCUGUCUUGCAUUAUCGCUGUUCCUUUUGAACUUCAUUCCGUCUUUUUGAAUUCGAUAACUCGGUGAACCUAAUCUUGAGAGGACAUAAUUAGAAUGCUUUUGAUUAACCAUCGUUGCUUUUUCAUUAAUCAUUUUUAGACAGUUUUUAAUUUAUUUUUUGGUUUAGAUCGUUAAAGUAAGUCUGUUUUUAAGUCAUUGAAUCAGAAUCGAAAGCAUGAACGCUUGGUGAUAAUUCAUACAGAGGCGAUAAAAAUUUUAGGCCAGAAGGAAAUUGUUUUUUAUUUUAACUUCAUAAAGUGUGUUCAUUUCUCAGUAACUGUGUCCCAAUUAUUUUAGAAUUUUGCAGGUGUUUCAUUCAUUGAUUUUUAUCUCUAAUCAGUCAUAUUUCAGGAAGAUUUGAUGGUUUGAUUUUUAUCUUUCGGAUCAUUUCUUUAAUUUGAGUCAUCAAACAUCUACAUUUAGCAGAAGCUAUCAAUUAAAUCAUUUGUGAAUAAUUUAGACACAUGUGCAGUCCCUCAUUAAACUUAAUCUUUUGGCAAUAAUUUUUAAGUGCACUGUCUGCGGGCGUGAAAAGAGAUAAAAGCAUUACAAACAUUAAUUCAAUAUUUCAUUUUUCUGAAAUAUAGUUCUGCAUUCAAUUUUUGCCAGAAGACAGAUCUAUUACACUGAAAGGCAUGUAGGUUUAUGUAUUCUGGUUGUUCAUCUCCAAAAAGUUUCUUUCAAAAACCUCAAGUGAAGAAGAAAUUAUCUGGAUGUGGAAUGUUGCACCACAAUUUUUUUAAUCAAAUUGAAUUCCGAUUUUGGAUAGUCACAGUUUCAAUUUUAAGUUUUGAAAGAAACUCUUUGGAAUUGAAAAAUUGAGAGCAUAUUCGGAUGCAGUGGAAAUGUUUUCCGCCAAAAAUUAAAAUUGCAAACUCUAUUUUAGUAAUGUGUUUUAGUAUUUGGUGUGUGCUUGCUUAGUUUAAAAAUUACUAAUCCAUAUCUCAUUAAUGUUUCUUUGGGUUUGAAAUUUUUCAUCAGGAUCUAUCUUCUUCUCAGGAGAGCAGUAGCUGUGAAGUAAUUUAUCUCAUUGGAAAA
Bemisia tabaci is the source of this 5528-nucleotide messenger RNA. RefSeq names its product Poly(A) specific ribonuclease subunit PAN3 (gene PAN3). Gene Ontology annotation, cellular component: PAN complex; P-body. NCBI's taxonomy places the organism in Eukaryota, Metazoa, Arthropoda, Insecta, Hemiptera, Aleyrodidae. Gene Ontology annotation, biological process: mRNA processing; protein phosphorylation; nuclear-transcribed mRNA poly(A) tail shortening. The record is from RefSeq and is a predicted model, not a curated record. Gene Ontology annotation, molecular function: poly(A) binding; ATP binding; protein kinase activity.